Molecule: messenger RNA, 939 nt
Organism: Haliotis rubra (blacklip abalone)
Lineage: Eukaryota; Metazoa; Mollusca; Gastropoda; Lepetellida; Haliotidae
Product: extensin-like
Exons: 2
Coding region: 1-939 (312 amino acids)
Source: RefSeq, a predicted model, not a curated record
AUGAAGAUAUGUAUAAAAGCUACAGCCAUCUCACCCCACUCUCCUCUCCCCUACCUUCCCACCAUCUCACCCCACUCUCCCCUAGCCUUUCCCACCAUCUCACCACCUCACCUACCUUCCCACCCAUCUCUCAACCCCACUCCUCCCCCUACCUUCCCACCAUCAUCUCACCCCACUCCUCACCCCUACCUUCUAACCAUCCAUCUCACCCCACUCACCCCUACCUUCCCACCAUCUCACCCCCACUCUCCUCCCUACCUUCCCACCAUCUCACACCCACUCUCCCUACCGUCCCACCAUCUCACCCCCACUCACCCCCUACCUUCUAACCAUCCAUCUCACCCCACCUCCCCUACCUUCCCACCAUCUCACCCCACUCUCCCCUACCUUCCCACCAUCCUCACACCACUCUCACCUACUUUCCCACCAGCCAUCUCACCCCACUCCUCCCCAAUCUCCCCCCACUCUCCCCUACCAUCUCACCAUCUCACCCCCACUCCCCUACCUCAACCCACUCCCCCUACCUCUCUCACCAUUCCUCACCCCUCCUACCUUCUAACCAUCCAUCUCACCCCACUCCCCCUACCUUCCCACCAUCUCACCCCACUUCCCCCACCUUCCCUCCUCACUACCUCCCCACCGUCCCACCAUCUCACCCCACUCUCCCCUACCUUCCCACCAGCCAUCUCACCCCACUCUCCCUACCUUCCCCCACCAUCUCACCCCACUCUCCACCUACCUUCCCACCAUCUCACACCUACUUUCUCACCAGCCAUCUCACCCUACUCUCCAUCUCACACCACCCUCACCCCACUUCCCACCGUCCCCAUCUCACCCCUCUCACCUACCUUCCCACCAUCUCCCACUCUCCCCUACUCUCCCCACCAUCUCACCACUAUCUCACCCCACUCUCCCCUACCUUCCCACCAUCUCGGGUAG